Messenger RNA from Onychomys torridus (southern grasshopper mouse), 1227 nucleotides. RefSeq names its product protein Tex24-like. Lineage: Eukaryota; Metazoa; Chordata; Mammalia; Rodentia; Cricetidae. The transcript has a single exon. The record is from RefSeq and is a predicted model, not a curated record. Bases 1 to 1227 code for a protein of 408 amino acids.
AUGAGUUCCCAAGGGUUGGUCUCCCACUUUCUGAAAAGCAGGAGACUUCAGUAUACUGGGACUCAUGAAGGAUUAGUGGAACAAGCCGCCAGCCCUGCCACUAGGGUUUACUUGUCAGCCCAGGAGAUUAAAUUCCUCAGGGUUAUCCCAGCCAGCAGAAGGAGUCUGGGUGAUGGGCAUCCUAGCCUGGAAGAGCUCCCUCACCUUUCUCUUGGCAAGAAGAAACCAGAGCAUCUUCCACAGCUUGCAAGCUCUGUUAACCAGGGCCAUUUCUCUGACCCUGAAGUUUGUCUGUACCUGGUUUCCAAAAGGGUCCUGCGGGGGCACUCUGCCAAAGGCCAGGAGCACAGGUGGACAUUUGCUGGGGACAAGGGUUUGCUGAAGAACAGUUCUGAAGCAGCCACUACGUGGGAGGCCCAGGUGAAAAGGAGACCAGUGGCAUUGCUUAACAAGGUCAGAAAGCGAACAGAAAAAGCCCCACACCCUGUAGACACCAGGCAGUUCUUGGAGCACGAGGUGGCCGUGAACACCAAACACCCAAGCAAGAAACCACAACAGAGGAGCCUGGAGGAUCUGAGGUGGGGUCAUCUGGAGGAAGAAGGGGAUGCGGGAGAACCCAGACAGCCACACCGACUUCACACAUCCCGCAGACACGUAGCACCUCUUGAAGAAAACACCUUUUUGCAGGGCAAGAAGAUCAAGCCCCAUUCCAAACAUCCAGUGCAGUUGGUGUGUCCCACAUCAGUUAGAGAGGAGGCGCCCGGAGAAGAGCUGAAACGAGCGUCCUCAGGCCAAGCCAAGCUGGAAGUUAUGAAAGUCUCCAAAGAAAGGGAAGCACAACCUCAGUUCCUGUGGGAAAAUUCUUUCCUGAAGGGACAAGCAAGGGUUUUGGACCAGGAUCUGCUGGCAGAAGCCAAACCCCAGCUCCUACACAGGAGGAAGAUGCAGGCCUUGGAAGUGUUGGCCAAGUCUCAUGAUAAAGAAUUCUGUGUGGUCAACACCAUCCAGCUGUCUUUUCAGGACAGCAAACUGGGUGCUACAGGAAGAAACAUAGGGAGGCAUAAGUGGCAGCCCUGGGGGGAAGGUUGGGACUUCACCGUCCAGGGGACCCCAGUCGUUCUUGCAGUUCGGGCACAUACUUACAUCCCUCAGGGAUCAAAAGACCAGUGUGUUCCAAAGACUAGGCUGAGCUUGUCAGUAGGUAAAUCGAGUAUUAUCUAUUCAUAA